Messenger RNA from Pelobates fuscus (common spadefoot toad), 6431 nucleotides. It is a transcript of the gene CLTC, whose product is annotated as clathrin heavy chain. Lineage: Eukaryota; Metazoa; Chordata; Amphibia; Anura; Pelobatidae. The coding region runs from base 265 to 5295 and encodes 1676 amino acids. The record is from RefSeq and is a predicted model, not a curated record. The transcript is spliced from 32 exons. Gene Ontology annotation, cellular component: extracellular exosome; clathrin coat of trans-Golgi network vesicle; spindle. Gene Ontology annotation, molecular function: clathrin light chain binding; structural molecule activity. Gene Ontology annotation, biological process: clathrin coat assembly; mitotic cell cycle; receptor-mediated endocytosis.
AUCCUUGCGCGCGGAGUGGGCGGGGCGCUGGCUGAGGGUGAAGCUGUGUCUCCGGAUUGCAGAAGCUCUUCACCCGUUUCCGCCAUUGCGGCUCCUGACCGAGAGGCACCCAGUAAACAGCACCCCGGGGACACCAUAGCAACCGACCGAGCGAGCGCAGCCGCCAUCUUUAUUCGAGCCUAGAGCGAGCGAGGCAGCCGGCCGGCAAGAGCUGACAGAGGGAGAGGCAGCAACAGCAGCGAGAGGCAGGAGACAGCAACCGCCAUGGCUCAGAUCCUUCCCAUCCGCUUCCAGGAGCACCUGCAGCUCCAAAAUCUGGGUAUUAAUCCAGCCAACAUUGGAUUCAGCACUCUGACCAUGGAGUCUGACAAAUUCAUUUGUAUCAGGGAGAAAGUAGGAGAACAGGCCCAGGUGGUGAUCAUUGACAUGAAUGACCCUACCAACCCUAUCCGCAGGCCCAUUUCAGCUGACAAUGCUAUCAUGAAUCCAGCCAGCAAGGUCAUUGCUCUGAAAGCUGGGAAAACCCUUCAGAUUUUUAACAUCGAAAUGAAAAGUAAAAUGAAAGCGCACACCAUGACGGAAGAUGUCACUUUUUGGAAAUGGAUAUCUUUGAACACUGUUGCCCUGGUUACUGACAACGCUGUUUAUCACUGGAGCAUGGAGGGAGAGUCUCAACCUGUUAAGAUGUUUGACCGCCAUUCCAGCUUAGCUGGCUGCCAGAUUAUUAAUUAUCGAACAGAUGCAAAGCAGAAAUGGCUGCUUCUGACUGGAAUAUCUGCCCAGCAAAAUCGGGUGGUUGGAGCUAUGCAGCUGUAUUCUGUGGACAGGAAGGUUUCACAGCCUAUUGAGGGACAUGCGGCCAGCUUUGCUCAAUUUAAAAUGGAAGGGAAUGCAGAGGAAUCCACUCUGUUUUGUUUUGCAGUGAGAGGACAAGCUGGUGGAAAGUUGCAUAUCAUAGAAGUUGGGACACCACCAACAGGGAAUCAGCCGUUUCCAAAGAAAGCUGUAGAUGUCUUCUUUCCUCCAGAAGCUCAGAAUGAUUUCCCUGUAGCAAUGCAGAUAAGUGGAAAGCAUGAUGUAGUAUUCUUGAUAACAAAAUAUGGGUACAUUCAUCUCUAUGACCUUGAAACUGGCACUUGCAUCUACAUGAAUCGGAUCAGUGGGGAGACCAUCUUUGUUACUGCCCCCCAUGAAGCCACUGCUGGAAUUAUUGGUGUGAAUAGAAAGGGUCAGGUUCUCUCUGUGUGCGUUGAAGAAGAGAACAUCAUACCAUAUAUUACAAAUGUUCUUCAAAACCCUGAUUUGGCUCUUCGUAUGGCUGUUCGUAACAACCUUGCUGGAGCUGAAGAGCUCUUUGCUCGCAAAUUCAACACACUCUUUGCACAAGGAAAUUUCUCAGAGGCAGCAAAGGUAGCUGCAAAUGCACCAAAGGGAAUUUUGCGUACACCAGACACCAUAAGGCGAUUUCAAAGUGUUCCUGCACAACCAGGUCAAACAUCUCCACUACUGCAGUAUUUUGGCAUCCUCUUAGACCAGGGUCAGCUGAAUAAAUAUGAAUCUCUGGAGCUCUGCAGGCCUGUGCUUCAGCAGGGUCGCAAGCAACUUCUAGAAAAAUGGCUAAAGGAAGAUAAGCUGGAGUGCUCUGAAGAAUUGGGAGAUCUUGUCAAGUCGGUGGACCCUACACUGGCCUUAAGUGUUUAUUUGAGGGCUAAUGUUCCCAACAAGGUUAUUCAGUGCUUUGCUGAAACUGGACAGGUUCAGAAGAUUGUACUGUAUGCUAAGAAGGUUGGUUACACACCUGAUUGGAUUUUCCUGCUGAGAAAUGUUAUGAGACUUAGUCCAGACCAAGGGCAGCAGUUUGCUCAGAUGUUGGUCCAGGACGAGGAGCCUCUUGCAGAUAUUACUCAGAUUGUUGAUGUCUUUAUGGAAUACAACCUUAUUCAGCAAUGUACAGCUUUCUUACUUGAUGCCUUGAAAAACAACCGUCCAACUGAGGGACCUUUGCAGACACGUCUGCUUGAGAUGAACCUUAUGCAUGCACCUCAGGUUGCAGAUGCUAUUUUGGGCAAUCAGAUGUUUACACAUUAUGAUCGUGCUCACAUUGCCCAACUUUGUGAAAAGGCUGGCCUUCUUCAGAGAGCUCUGGAACAUUUUACAGAUCUGUAUGAUAUUAAACGUGCAGUUGUCCACACUCAUCUCCUCAAUCCAGAGUGGCUUGUCAAUUAUUUUGGUUCAUUAUCAGUUGAGGACUCUCUUGAAUGUCUUCGUGCAAUGCUUUCUGCAAACAUCCGGCAGAACCUGCAGAUAUGUGUCCAAGUUGCCUCCAAAUACCAUGAACAACUCUCCACACAGUCUCUCAUUGAAUUGUUUGAAUCUUUCAAAAGUUUUGAAGGUCUGUUUUACUUCCUGGGAUCAAUUGUAAACUUCAGUCAGGAUCCAGAUGUACAUUUCAAGUAUAUCCAAGCAGCCUGCAAAACUGGCCAGAUCAAGGAAGUGGAAAGAAUCUGCAGGGAAAGUAACUGUUAUGACCCAGAGAGGGUGAAAAACUUCCUGAAGGAAGCUAAGCUCACGGACCAGCUACCACUGAUAAUCGUAUGUGAUCGCUUUGACUUUGUCCAUGAUCUUGUGCUCUAUCUGUACAGAAACAAUCUUCAGAAAUACAUUGAGAUUUAUGUACAAAAGGUAAAUCCAAGUCGUUUGCCUGUGGUUAUCGGUGGCUUACUUGAUGUUGAUUGCUCUGAAGAUGUUAUCAAGAGCUUGAUUCUUGUUGUUAGAGGUCAAUUCUCCACUGAUGAACUUGUUGCCGAAGUUGAGAAAAGAAACAGGUUAAAAUUGCUUCUGCCAUGGCUGGAGUCAAGAAUCCAUGAGGGCUGUGAAGAGCCUGCAACCCACAAUGCAUUGGCUAAAAUCUACAUCGACAGCAACAAUAACCCAGAGCGCUUUCUUCGAGAGAACCCUUAUUAUGACAGUCGUGUGGUUGGAAAGUAUUGUGAGAAGAGAGAUCCCCAUCUUGCAUGUGUGGCAUAUGAAAGAGGGCAAUGUGACCUGGAACUGAUCAAUGUUUGCAAUGAAAAUUCGCUUUUUAAAAGUCUUUCACGCUACCUUGUACGUCGCAAAGAUCCUGAAUUGUGGGCUAGUGUCUUGUUAGAAAGCAAUCCCUACCGAAGGCCCUUGAUUGAUCAGGUUGUACAGACUGCAUUAUCUGAAACCCAGGAUCCAGAAGAAGUGUCUGUAACUGUAAAAGCCUUCAUGACUGCAGACCUUCCCAAUGAGCUGAUUGAACUGCUGGAGAAGAUAGUUUUGGAUAACUCUGUAUUCAGUGAGCAUAGAAACCUGCAGAACCUCCUGAUUUUGACUGCAAUUAAAGCUGACCGUACCAGAGUCAUGGAGUACAUCAACCGUCUGGAUAACUAUGAUGCCCCAGAUAUUGCAAACAUUGCCAUCAGUAACGAGUUAUAUGAGGAAGCUUUUGCCAUAUUCCGAAAAUUUGAUGUUAACACCUCUGCGGUGCAGGUUCUAAUUGAACACAUUGGUAACUUGGAUCGUGCAUAUGAAUUUGCUGAACGCUGCAAUGAACCAGCUGUCUGGAGCCAACUUGCUAAGGCCCAGCUCCAGAAAGGGAUGGUGAAAGAAGCCAUCGAUUCCUACAUUAAAGCAGAUGAUCCUUCUUCUUACAUGGAAGUUGUACAGGCUGCCAAUGCUAGCGGUAAUUGGGAAGAAUUGGUUAAGUACCUACAGAUGGCGAGAAAGAAGGCACGAGAAUCCUAUGUGGAAACUGAGCUAAUUUUUGCUCUUGCUAAAACCAACCGUCUCACAGAACUUGAGGAGUUUAUAAACGGACCAAACAAUGCUCACAUUCAACAAGUUGGUGACCGCUGCUAUGAUGAAAAAAUGUACGAUGCUGCUAAGCUUCUGUAUAACAACGUUUCAAAUUUUGGUCGUUUGGCAUCCACACUGGUUCACCUGGGAGAGUAUCAAGCUGCUGUUGAUGGUGCACGCAAGGCAAACAGUACACGCACUUGGAAAGAGGUUUGUUUUGCUUGUGUUGAUGGCAAAGAGUUCCGUCUGGCUCAGAUGUGCGGCCUCCACAUUGUGGUACAUGCAGAUGAACUGGAGGAGUUAAUAAAUUAUUACCAGGAUCGUGGGUAUUUUGAAGAACUUAUCACAAUGCUGGAAGCAGCUUUGGGUCUGGAACGUGCACAUAUGGGAAUGUUCACAGAAUUAGCAAUUCUUUAUUCCAAAUUCAAGCCACAAAAAAUGAGAGAGCAUUUGGAGCUGUUCUGGUCGCGAGUCAAUAUUCCUAAGGUGCUGAGAGCAGCAGAACAAGCUCAUCUAUGGGCAGAGUUGGUGUUCCUGUAUGAUAAAUAUGAAGAAUAUGAUAAUGCUAUUAUCACUAUGAUGAGUCACCCCACAGAUGCAUGGAAAGAAGGGCAAUUUAAAGAUAUCAUAACAAAGGUGGCCAAUGUAGAGCUGUAUUACAGAGCAAUUCAGUUUUACUUGGAAUUUAAACCGCUGCUGCUGAAUGAUCUCCUGAUGGUGCUGUCUCCAAGGCUAGACCAUACCCGUGCUGUCAACUUUUUCAGCAAGGUGAAACAGUUGCCUCUUGUUAAACCAUAUCUGCGUUCCGUUCAAAACCAUAACAACAAAUCUGUUAACGAGUCUCUAAAUAAUCUGUUCAUUACAGAAGAGGAUUACCAGGCACUUCGCACAUCCAUAGAUGCAUAUGACAACUUUGAUAAUAUUUCCCUUGCUCAACGUUUGGAGAAGCAUGAACUGAUUGAGUUUCGAAGAAUUGCUGCAUACCUUUUCAAGGGUAAUAAUCGCUGGAAACAAAGUGUGGAACUUUGCAAGAAAGACAGACUCUACAAGGAUGCUAUGCAGUAUGCCUCUGAAUCCAAAGAUACAGAGCUGGCAGAAGAACUUCUGCAAUGGUUUUUGGUGGAAGGGAAGAAGGAAUGUUUCGCUGCUUGUCUCUUUACCUGUUAUGACCUUCUCCGGCCAGACGUAGUAUUGGAAACUGCAUGGAGGCACAACAUCAUGGACUUCGCCAUGCCGUACUUCAUUCAGGUUAUGAGAGAGUAUCUAAGCAAGGUUGAUAAGCUAGAUGCAUCAGAAUCGCUAAGGAAAGAAGAAGAACAAGCAACAGAGACACAGCCCAUAGUUUAUGGCCAGCCACAGCUGAUGUUGACAGCAGGACCCAGUGUUCCAGUAGUACCUCCUCAAGCACCAUACGGCUACGGUUAUGCUGCACCUGCCUACGGACAGCCCCAACCUAGUUUUGGUUAUACCAUGUAAGAUAAUAGGGCUGCAACCUCUGAACCUGAGCUAUUUUCUUACUGAAUACCACCGUCCCUCUUCUGCCUCUCAACUCAUAACAGGGAAAGCUGCAGAGUUUGGCUCCGUGUUCUCAAACCUUUUCUUUCAUGAAGGACAAUUUUUUUUUUUUCUUCUACAUCAUUUUUGGAUCACACCUCCAUUCAUUUUAUUUUAUUUUUUUGUUUCACAUUCCAUAUUCUCUAGAAUUAAACUGUUUAUUUUGAUGGGAUUAGUUUUUGAAUGCUUGUGUAAGUGGGCUUUCUUUUAAUUUCAUUUUAUUUGGGGUUUUUGUUUUUGUUUUCCAAAGGACUGCUUUUUAAAAACCUCUUCAAUACCAGGGGCAUUGCAGAGCAAUGUGUGUCUGGCCCCCUGCUAUAGAAAAGGCUUGCGCUAACCACUGCACCCCCUACAGGAUCUGCAAUGCAUUACAAAUAAGUUUGGUAGACUCUGGCAGGAAAGGGGGUUUUCAAUGCUAGCAGUCUGUGAAGAAUCUGAUUUGCACUCUGUAGUGUUAGGAAAAAAACGUAAUAUUGACUCAGAAAUUGAUGUAUGUAAGCAGCUUAUGUACUGUCUUAUCUAAAUGCAUAUAAAUCUAAUUGUAUAUUCAGAAAAGAAAAAAAGUUUCUAUUCCACAUGCAAGACUGCCAAUGAGAAAAGAACACUAAUCUACAUAUUCUACACCACACUUGCUGUGCAGCUCUAUUUUAGCAACAGCCAAGACAUUCUUGCGUAAACGAAAAUCAAAAACGCCAGUCGUGUAAGGGAAUCUUCAUUUACGCAUAUAAAAUAUGCUAGUGUGUGUAGCUCACUCCAUAAUGAACAGAUGGCCCUAUAUUGUGCUGUACCCUGUGCUUUUAUUUUUUUGUGGGACCAUUUCAUUCAGGAACAAAGAAGGCACCAUGAUUCCAGUCUAUGUACUCUCCCCCCUUCUAUUCCCUGAGGUUUGUGUAUGUUGGAUAUUGUGGUGUUCUUAGGUCACUGUUUUGAGUGUACAGAGGAGAGAAUUUAAACAACAAAGAAAAAAAAAUGCUGUUCAGUUUUGUUUGUGCAAUUUGAAAUGACAGAUUUAAAAAGAAAACAAUGAAAUAAAAUUACUGGACUGUGGACAUAUUAUA